CCGCCGCGCGCCUGCAGCUAAGCUAAUCCACCUACAGUUGAACGGCACUUGUGAUCUGAACGUGACUGCUCCCUUAAACAGUGUACAACGUUGUGGUGACAGAUACGAACCAGGUAAUGAACCCACCAAACCUGUUUCUGGAUGACCUCUAGCUUGGUUAGCUGGCUACACCUAGCGUGUCCAGGUUAACAUUGCCCUCAGUGGUGUGUCAGUUCCUGAAUCCUGCUUGAGGGACAAAGGUGUUUUGUAUUGCUACAACCGAACAACCGAUAGGCUGCUCCACAGUUCCUCUGUGUUUCUGUGCGGGACCAGCGCGCACUAAAGCUAGUUAGUGCUUAACAAGCGGUUACUUUGAUGGAUUAUCCCCACAAACCAAGUUACGAUCCAGUUUGUAAUGUCUCCUGUGGAAACGGUGUCUGGACUGGCCAGAAUUGUACUUUUGGUCAUCAUCUGCAUUGUUUGGUAGUAAAUGUGACCGAGGGCAACAACUCAACCAGCCUCACUAUGGGUCAAGACAAGGGGAAGUAUGAUUUUUACAUUGGUCUGGGACUGGCCAUCAGUUCCAGCAUAUUCAUCGGAGGGAGUUUUAUUCUCAAGAAGAAAGGACUUCUUAGGCUGGCACGGAAAGGAUCUAUGCGAGCCGGCCAGGGUGGUCAUGCAUAUUUGAAAGAAUGGCUAUGGUGGGCUGGUUUACUAUCCAUGGGAGCUGGUGAAGCAGCCAACUUUGCAGCAUAUGCCUUUGCUCCUGCAACGCUGGUCACCCCACUGGGAGCCCUCAGCGUGCUUGUCAGCGCCGUGCUGUCUUCAUACUUCCUGACAGAGCGGUUAAACCUGCACGGGAAGCUUGGCUGUCUGCUCAGUAUCCUGGGCUCCACCACCAUGGUGAUUCACGCCCCACAAGAGGAAGAGAUCAACAGCCUGGAGCACAUGGCCAAGAAACUGGUCGACCCAGGUUUUCUCGUAUUUGCUACACUUGUCAUCAUUGUGGCCCUUAUCUUCAUAUUUGUUGUGGGUCCUCGUCAUGGUCAGACCAACAUCCUUGUCUACAUCACUAUCUGCUCAGUAAUUGGGGCAUUAUCAGUGUCCUGUGUCAAAGGACUAGGCAUUGCCAUAAAGGAACUAAUUGCAGGGAAAAGUGUCCUAAGAAACCCUCUGGCCUGGUUCCUGCUUCUGGCUCUGGUGGCCUGUGUGAGCACGCAGAUCAACUACCUGAACAAGGCUCUGGACAUAUUCAACACCUCAUUGGUGACUCCCAUUUACUACGUAUUCUUCACCACAUCAGUGCUCACAUGCUCAGCCAUUCUUUUCAAGGAAUGGGAGCACAUGGGCACAGACGACGUGAUCGGAACCCUCAGUGGCUUUCUCACAAUCAUCGUGGGAAUCUUCCUUCUCCACGCCUUCAAAGACAUUAAUGUUAGCUUGGCUACUCUUGCUGUGUCUAUUAGGAAGGAAGAAAGGACCUUUCCCGCAGCCAAUGGCAUGGCCUCCCACAGCUCCUAUGAACUGCUAAAUACUGAGGAGUCUACAGCAAACAUGGAGGACAGAGAAAUAGGUUUGCCUUUUGACAGCAUCUCAAGAAGAAAUGGGGCAAUGAUGUCCUCACUGGAUCAUUAAGGACACUCCAGGUCCUUACUGAGUGACUAGCGUUGUUGUAGACAUGGUGUAUAAAAAUAAGACAAUCAGCUGUUGGGGGGAGGGUCAACUUAGACAGACCAGUGGAUUGUAUGGAGCAUUUUGAUUUGCCUUACUUUUCUCAGAAUAUGACCUGCUCAUAUUCAGAUACAAUUAGAACAUGAUUUCAUUCCUCUGUAGCGGUGUAAAUAUUUUUUAAAGAAAUGAUUUGUUAUAUGUACAAGCAUAUCCAUGCACUGACUGACUUUCUAUAAAUCAAAAAAAACUUUUAAUAUAUAUAGAGAGAUAUAUUCUGGGAGGUCCUGAUGAAAAUGACUACAUUUUGAAGAAAAACUCUAGAUGAUGACUAUAAUUUGAGUUUCAUAAUACUUGAAAAUAAUUUCUGUUGGAAAUCAUUUUGAACUUUUUUUUUGGUUGUGUUUACAUGAAAAGCUCCCGAGAUGGCAUAUCAGAUUUGUUACGUAUUUAUUGACUUAAAAUGAUUAAAACAUUUGAAACACAA
This is a messenger RNA of Betta splendens (Siamese fighting fish), 2134 nucleotides long. It is a transcript of the gene nipa2, whose product is annotated as NIPA magnesium transporter 2. The transcript has 6 exons. The record is from RefSeq and is a predicted model, not a curated record. NCBI's taxonomy places the organism in Eukaryota, Metazoa, Chordata, Actinopteri, Anabantiformes, Osphronemidae. Gene Ontology annotation, biological process: magnesium ion transport. The coding region runs from base 355 to 1614 and encodes 419 amino acids. Gene Ontology annotation, molecular function: magnesium ion transmembrane transporter activity. Gene Ontology annotation, cellular component: membrane.